Nilaparvata lugens (brown planthopper) is the source of this 3893-nucleotide messenger RNA. RefSeq names its product eEF1A lysine and N-terminal methyltransferase homolog. The transcript is spliced from 11 exons. The record is from RefSeq and is a predicted model, not a curated record. Bases 181 to 2175 code for a protein of 664 amino acids. Lineage: Eukaryota; Metazoa; Arthropoda; Insecta; Hemiptera; Delphacidae.
ACAGGAGUGUACUUUUGACCUCCUUUGCUUUGUGUCGUUGUUCAUCCUCUUGCGAUCCUGUGAUCAAACUUUGAGGUUAGGUAAAUAAAAAUAAUUCUGUUGAGAGACAUGUGCUAUUUGCUUGUAAAAAUUGUAUUAUCAAUCUAACGUAAUUUAUUUAUUUGAAAAUAUUCUUCUAGUAUGAACAUCUUACCUCGAACUGACUCCGACUUUACAAAGAAGGACUAUUGGGAUUCUUUUUUUGUCAAACGAGGCAACGAAGCUUUUGAAUGGUAUGGAGAGUACAGAGAGCUUCGUGGAAUAUUUGAAAAAUAUAUCAAAAUAAGCGAUUCCAUUCUUGUUAUUGGUUGCGGUAACUCAAACCUCAGUGUUGAUUUGUAUGAUGCUGGAUACAAAAGUAUGAUGAACAUUGAUAUUAGUAACGUAGCCAUCAAACAAAUGCAGAGGAAAUGUAAAAAACGUAAUGGCCUUGUCUUUAAACAAAUGGAUGUACAAAAGAUGGAGUUUGAAGAUGGAUCUUUCAAUGUUGCAUUAGAUAAGGGCACUCUCGACGCUCUUCUUCCAAAGGAUACCGUUGAAUCUAAAGAAACUGUUUUGAAUAUGUUCAAGGAUGUCAGCAGAGUAUUAAAAGUUGGAGGGAGGUAUAUUAUUGUAUCUCUUCUCCAGAAACAUGUUCUAUCGUACUUGCUAGAACAACUUCCUGCUAUGGGAUUUCUUGUCAGGAUUUGCCAGUGCCACGACAGUGAUCAGCUCGAGCAUCGCAUGCCUGUCUUUGUCCUUGUCUGUACUAAAUUGAAAGUCAUGCCGAAUUUUAAACCGGUACUAGAAGUGGUCGUUUCGGGAGAGACGGUUGAGAGGGUGGCGAGCGCUGAAGCGAUGGUUUCGCGGAUCGGCAUGAGCCAGCAGGCGGCAGCACUAUGCGCAGGUCUGGCGUCGCAUAGCAUCGCAGACAUCGCCACAGCGGAGGGGGAGGUGAGCAUAGACCUCAUGGAGCCCCACAGCGACAUGCCGCGAUACACCGUUGUCGUUGUCGACGCCAAAUGCGCCAAGCCCCCGCAGAACAUGACCUAUGCCGCGUUCAUUGUGCCGCAGGGCAGGGAAAGAGAAUGGCUGUUCGGAACGAAGGAAGGCAGGAAAACGAUAGUGGCCAGCUCCGGAAUGGACAGACUGGCAUUCAUUCUGCUGCACAGAGGCUGCCAGUACACGGACCAGCAGGCAGUGCAGGAUGAGGUGGGCAACGCAGUGCGAGCCAUGGCUCCAGCGCGCAUCAUCAAACAGAAACAGAAAAUACCGUUUUUGUCAGUCGGACCAGAUCUGGGCAAUAGGAGAGAGGUUUACAAAGGCAAGAGUGAAAUGUCGGGAGAGUAUGUGAUCGAGGAUGCCGAGGGAGACAAUUCGGUUAUCUACAGGCGACUGAUAUUUUUCAGCAACCAAAGUCUUGUUCAAUCUGAAGCCAGAUUGCUGCCUGUCAGUGAAGGGUUUCCUUUAAUGGUUGAUCUAGAUUACCUGGCUUGUCAACAUCACGUCUACAUGUUGUUGGGUGUUUACCUAGCUCAGAAGAUAAUCGGAAAGUAUGACUUGAAGAUACUCAUCAUUGGUUUGGGUGGAGGUGGAUUAGCUAUGUUCACUCGAAGGCUUUUUCCCCAGGCCUUCAUCACAGUGGUAGACAUCGAUCCAGAAGUCAAAAACAUCGCAGUGAACUAUUUUGGUUUGGAAGAGAGUGAUAAAAUGAAAAUAGUCAUUGCUGAUGGUAUAGAUUAUAUCCAGAAGUCGAUGAAAUCAGGUGACAUUUUUGAUGCCGUACUGUUUGAUAUCAACAGCAAUGAAUUCGUUCCUGGACUCAGUUGUCCUCCGAAAAUUUUCCUUGAAAACGAAACUUUGGAGAACACAUCGAAGAUUAUUUCUAAAAAAGGUAUAUUCAUCUUGAACUUCGUAUGUCGACUGGACUCAUUACGUGAAGUAACAAGGGACAAACACAAACGUUUAUUCAACGAUAUAAAAGUGAUCUCAGUUAAAGAUGAAGUGAACGAAAUAAUGUUUUGUUGGAAAGAUGCAACGAGGAUUUCUGUUGAAGAUACUGUCAAAAGUUUUAAUGCCGCUCUUCGAAAGAACAGUCAACGAUCGUCUGAGAACGAAAUCGACUUGGACGAUUUAUUGGUGAAGAAAUUGAGUUGAAUCUCCGAGAAUUUUGAAAAUGUAAUUUAAAAGACUUCAUCGACGUUUUAAUAUUCUACAUUUCGUGGAGCUAUGCUAAUGCUCUUAUCGUCUCCAAGAAGCAGAAAUCCAACCAGUCGAAAUUAUGUAAAAAAUCAAACUUGUACAGAAAAAACAUCUAGAACAACAUUUAUCAAUGCCAUUGAGCCACGUAUCCAACAUCGGCUUCACAUUUUAUUAUAAAUAAUUUAUGGUAAUGACUGGAAAAAUCUUAUUCAUCACCUGAAGCUAUCGUGGAAACCCAAUAAAAAAAUUCUAUGUCAGGCUAUCAUGCCAGCAGUAUUCAGCUUUUUGCCAGCAGUUUUUCCAGUUUUUGGCCUCAAGGCCGUUUCGAAUAAAUUUCAAAUAGUAAUAGCAUCAUUGGUUGAUGAUUCUUUGUUAGCGAAUAAUCAGCAAUGGUGAGCUUUUCGUGAGUUUGUGUUCACUAUAAUCUAUUUCUAUUGUAAUAUUGGGAAUGAAUUUUUCAAUUCUUAUUUGUUCAUAGUUUGUAUGUUAAAGUAUAAACAGUUCAAAUAUUUAUUUUUAUUUUUAAAUGCUGAUGUCUCACUUUUUUCUAUCAAAAGAUUAAUUUUGUUUCGUAUCAGGUCAGUUGUGUUUUGUCAUGUUGUGAUUCAUGAUUGAUCUUUAUCAAUAAAAAAGUAAUAAUUGUAUGCUUACGUCAAUUAUAUUGGAAGAUUACAUUAAUUAGAUUAUUAUUUUAUUACAUACAUUUAAAUUGGGGUUCGAACCUUAUACGUAUAUUUCAGAGUACCUAGUAAAUACAAUAAUAUAGUACAGAAGAUGUACUACAGUACAAUGUAUUAUUACAUUGGAAUAACAUGAAUUAUUUUCCCAAACUGAAAAAUAAAAGCUCUCACCUGCUUGUCUGUGAGGUUGAUCAAAUAUGAUCUGAUGAAUAAAAUCUUCACAAUUCAUAAUUUCCUGUAAUACAUUUAAUUAAUUGAUUUAAUCGAUUGUGAAUCGAUGUAAUUGCAAUAAUUUUCAAAAAGCUAUGCAGUCAAUUAUUAUAGUAUGAUUACAUUGUACAUUGUAAAGUAUGAUUAUUCAUUUAAAGUCAUUAUUAAAAGUAUGAAAGUAUCCGCUUCAAAUUAAAGCUUUGUUUUGAGUUUUCACAAAUAUCUUCAGUAGAUCACAGAAAUUUUAUCAAUCAAAAAGUAAUAAAUUUAUUCUCACAGCCAUUAAAUUGGACACAUAAAUGAAAAAGACACAUGAAACUUCAGCACUCAUAUAUAUGUAAUAACGCUUAUUAUGGGUCCUGAAUUUUGAAAAAUGGAUGAGGAGAAGGAGAAUAAUCCUUGGACAAAUGGAGAAAGAAAUGUGAAGAAAACGUCGAUGAAGUAAAAUCUGCCUAAAUUGUCAGUAAGCUACUAUCCCUUAUACAAAAGUGAAAUUCUCUUUUAGCUAAUCAGUCAAAUUUUAUUCACUCAAUUACUUAAUUUUAUAUAAUAUCGAAAAAGUAUAGGAACCUUUUUUCUCCUUCUCUUUCUUUUUCUCCUAAAGAGCAUAAAAUUUCACUCGCAAAUGAAGAGGUGUACUUCAUCACUGACUUAAUGUUUUCCUAAAGACAAAUAACUGUGAUCAAUUUGGACAACCUGGCCCUAUCAUUAAUUUUUUAUUUGAGUGAAAAAUUUCAUUUGUUUAAUUAAACUUGUUAUCAAUUAAAAUUAUUUUGAAUGUAA